UGCCGGGUCUUGUAGUAAUGUUUCUCGAGCCGUAGGGCUGGGCUGUAGCUCCGGAGUCGGCGGGCGCAGGAUGUGAGCUCACAGCUGAGAUUGCGGGCAGCCACAGGCCAGAGGCAGCACGGAGUCCGCUCGCCACUCGGCUGAGAGGAGAGGCACCCCCGCAGACGCACCAAGAGUAUGAGGCCCUGGCCUCUGUGGGCCACUCAUUCGUGACUACUUCCACCACGGCAGAGCCUUCCAAGCCCACCUCCUGCCGUGUGGUGAUCUACCUGCAGCGGGAGAUGUCAGGGGACACCUGUCUGUGCCCAGCCUCAGGGGCCAAGCCCAAGAUCAGUGGCUUCAAGGGAGGCGGGCUGGGCAACAAGUACGUGCAGCUCAAUGUGGGCGGCUCCCUGUACUACACUACAGUGCGGGCCCUCACUCGGCAUGACACUAUGCUCAAGGCCAUGUUCAGUGGGCGCAUGGAGGUGCUGACGGACAAAGAAGGCUGGAUCCUCAUAGACAGAUGUGGAAAGCACUUUGGCACCAUCUUGAAUUACCUCCGAGAUGACACCAUCACCCUCCCUCAAAACCGGCAAGAGAUCCAGGAAUUGAUGGCUGAAGCAAAAUAUUACCUCAUUCAAGGUCUAGUGAACAUGUGCCAGACUGCACUGCAGGACAAGAAGGACUCCUACCAGCCUGUGUGCAACAUCCCCAUCAUCACAUCCCUGAGAGAGGAGGACAGGCUCAUCGAAUCUUCCACAAAGCCUGUGGUGAAGCUGCUGUACAACAGAAGCAAUAACAAGUACUCCUACACCAGCAACUCUGAUGAUCACCUGCUGAAAAACAUUGAACUGUUUGACAAGCUGUCCUUGCGAUUCAAUGGCCGCGUGCUCUUCAUCAAGGACGUCAUUGGUGAUGAAAUCUGCUGCUGGUCUUUCUAUGGCCAGGGUCGUAAGCUGGCAGAGGUGUGCUGCACCUCCAUUGUGUAUGCCACCGAGAAGAAGCAGACUAAGGUGGAAUUCCCAGAGGCCCGAAUCUAUGAGGAGACACUCAAUGUCCUACUCUAUGAGACCCCUCGGGUCCCAGACAAUUCCUUGCUGGAAGCCACAAGUCGGAGCCGCAGCCAGGCUUCCCCCAGUGAAGAUGAGGAUACCUUUGAACUGCGGGACCGUGUCCGCCGCAUUCAUGUCAAGCGCUAUAGCACUUAUGAUGACCGGCAACUUGGCCACCAGUCUGCUCAUCGAGACUAAUGAGUCUGCUAUCCUGUGGAACACACCCCAUUGGCCACCCUAUGCUGCUCCUGCUAGCUGGGAGCCUGCUUUAGCAAGUAGCCGUACCAGGCCCUGCUUGGGAGAUCAGGGAGCCCAACAGAGGAAAGGCCACGUUGUCUUACCUGGUUCUCCUCCCCUAUCAGAUGCCACCCCACUUCCUGCCCAACAGGGAGCUACUUCUGCUCUAGGGUGAGUGCACUGACUUCCACCUCCUGCCAAGAACAUUCCCCCGGCCCUUGGCUGAGUGCCCCUUUCCUCUUCUGAAGAGCUCCUUCAGUUCCUCAGCUGAGGCCCAUCGGAGCAACUUUGUUCUACUGGAAAGGAGGCUUCUGGUGCUGCAAGGACCCAAUUUUGAAUAGAAAGGGCAGCCUUUUUUUUUCUUAGAUGUUUAAGCAUAGGUAUGACCUGAUUUUUUUUUUGUUGUUUGUUCUUAAAUCUAGAUGUUAACAUGGUGGCCUUGCCUAUAAUCCCAGCUAUGGAGAGGCUGAGGUAGGAUAUAAGGUUAUAGGCUAGCCUGGAUAAUUUAGCAAGACCCUGUCUCAAUAUAAAGUUUAAAAAAGAGGGCUAGUGGCAUAGUGGUAGAAUACUUACCUAGUAUGAGUGAGGUCCUGGGUUCAAUCCCCAGUACUGCCACACACACAAAGUAUCUAGGAAAUGACUAGUUUCAAGUCUGAUGAGGGACAACCUAGGACUAAGCAUUUGUUACCCCUGCAGGAUGCCAGCCCCCCACCCCCCACUCUACCCUUUUCAAUGCUCUAGGACUCAUCUUUAAAGCACUUUGUAUAUCUGUCAUUCAGGAGCCUAUUCUGCCUUGACUCAAAGCUUUUUCUGACACUAACCCCCUCUUGCAGAAUCUGAGGGAACGGAUAAAGAAGCAGUUAAUAGCCAGGUGUGCUGGCAUAUGCUAUAAUGCCAGCACUCAAAGGCUGAGGCAGGAGGAUCGUAAGUUUGAGGC
Onychomys torridus (southern grasshopper mouse) is the source of this 2208-nucleotide messenger RNA. It is a transcript of the gene Tnfaip1, whose product is annotated as TNF alpha induced protein 1. Gene Ontology annotation, molecular function: ubiquitin-protein transferase activity; protein binding. Gene Ontology annotation, biological process: protein homooligomerization; proteasome-mediated ubiquitin-dependent protein catabolic process; protein ubiquitination. Gene Ontology annotation, cellular component: Cul3-RING ubiquitin ligase complex. The coding region runs from base 282 to 1232 and encodes 316 amino acids. The transcript has 7 exons. Lineage: Eukaryota; Metazoa; Chordata; Mammalia; Rodentia; Cricetidae. The record is from RefSeq and is a predicted model, not a curated record.